AUGCACGCCUGCCUUCUAGUCCCCGACAUUCUUUAUCUCAUUAUCGGAUUCUUGGAAGGUGACGGAUACAGAUCCUCCUUUAUCAGCUACAAGGACGUCGCAAGGCUUGCUAGGACUUGCAAGGCGUUCAAGGACCCAGCGCUUGACGCUCUCUGGCGAACGCAGUCUUCGCUCAGUCCACUUGUCAUGUGCUUGCCAAGUCGUUUUUGGACGAGGGGGAAUCGCAGCCGCAAUGCCGUGGGUUACAAUCGUGGUACGCCGUCUUCGCCUGUAGCGCCUCAACCUUCGCAUGAGGACUGGCUCGCGUUGAAAAGAUACUCACGCCGAAUCCAGGCGUUUGAUUGCACCACGUUAUAUCUACCCGGAGUCUGCAGUAAUACCUUGAGCGCCAUCUUCCAGCCGGGUCUAUUCCAUGAGCUCUUUCCGUCGCUCCGUGCUCUGGACUUCAAUCUCUUCAACAACCGAGAACAUUUAUAUGCACAGCCAAUCAUGUUACUUGCUCCCAUGCGCUUACCUCACCUUCUUCACCUGGCUUUCACUAUUUCUGAGCACCACCGACGCCAGGAUCCCAAUGAAAUUUUACACUUCCCACCAAAUUGUGUACCAUCCCUUCAAACGUUACGAAUCGAUGCUGCCCGCGAUGAUGCGAAUCAACACAUCACACCUGUCCGCUUGGCGGUCAACUUCGGGGGAUUUCCUUACCUGCGUAUUCUCUCCCUCUCUGACAAUGUGGAUGUCUCGCCCAGUGAUCUGCGUGCCCUGAUCCACUUGCAAGAUUUGUAUGAGUUGACUGUGACCUUACCCGAUGACUUCGAUAUUGACAUCCAUCCAUCCAUGCAAUCGAUACUCCCGUCACUUGGGGAUUUGGAUGUCACCGUUGGUUCUUUGAAUCGGGGUACCAGCUUUCUUUCCAUUAUCUCCUCGUCCACUCUCGGUCAUGUCCGGAUAUCCCAUCGCUUGCCUGCUACUCAGAGCGACAUCUAUGCACUGUUCCAGGAGAUCCAGCGCAUUCAUAAACGCUUUCCAUACUUUCAAGCACUCGUCGUCGAAUACUCCAGGCCAACCACACUUGCCACAGAUCCUUCCUUCGAUCUCCCACAAUCGACUCUCCGACCCCUCCUUACAUGUCGUUACUUGCGUGUUUUUGACCUCACUUCGUGGGGUAUGCUGGAUAUCGACGAUGCCUUCAGUCGUACAGAUCGCACUUGCGUGGCCUUAUCUUGAGACCUUCCACCUGCGUGGGAUCCCAACUGGAAAAUGUCACGUGCAACGCUGAGAGGCCUACGUGAGUUCUUACGACGCUGCCCACGACUUUCAUCGCUCGGCAUGGAGGUUGAUGCGAGGGUUCUACCUGAGGAAGAGCCGGAAAUGGAGACAUUGACUCUCCGGUCGCUCCGCAUUGCGUCCUUUGGCCUUCAUUCAAACCACCCGGUGGGACAAUACCUUAGAAUUCUCGCACCCAGGUUGCAGAUGCUGCACAUAGAGAUGCCUAAUCCUCCUCCUCCGUGACUAGUAGUGUCCUGUUUAUACAGCUAUCUCCAGUUCCCGUACAGUAUGUCAGAAAAUGAUUCUUGGCACAGUACCGCGAUGGUGACGUUCUAUGAUGAAGGGAUG
Molecule: messenger RNA, 1614 nt
Organism: Pisolithus orientalis
Lineage: Eukaryota; Fungi; Basidiomycota; Agaricomycetes; Boletales; Pisolithaceae
Exons: 3
Coding region: 1-1224 (407 amino acids)
Source: RefSeq, a predicted model, not a curated record